AUGCACUUUGACUACCCCGACACCACCACUGCUCCGCACAGCGAUCUGGCAGGGCACAACAUGAACCCAGAGGACUGGAAUGCAGAGAUGGGGGAUGAGGCAUCACCAAUCCUCCCACCCCUUGAGCAGGCUAGCUUCUCUGAAAGACCAAAUGGCUUCUCGUCUGACUUCAUUCCAAGUGUAGGCUCAUUCGGUGCUGUUGAAAGACCUAACAGAAGUCAGCAUAUGCAGGAUCAUUUUGGAGGGUAUUCUAGGAGUAGAGAUACCGAUGAAUGUCUGAACAGACAGUGUCAACCAGUGAGUAGAUGUGGUAGCGGAAGGAAUUUUGCAAACAGAGGUAUUCAAGAAAGGAACGUUGUAGAAGAUUCUAGUACACAAAAUAGAGGUUUGAGAGGAUUUCCUGGUGGCUUUGGACGAAGUGAGAGUAUUAAAGAUGAGCAAAGAGACAGACCUCAGUCUGGCAUUUUUCUUGGCUCUAGAGGAAGAGGAGCAUUUGGAGGUCGUGCAGUUUUAGGGGAAGACCCUCACUUAAGAGCAGCUUACAAAGAAUGCAAUGAAGAAGAAGGUUCUGAAAGAGGUCCAAAGGUGACUUACGUGCCCCCUCCUCCACCUGAUGAUGAACAAGCCAUCUUUGCACGUUAUCAGACAGGAAUUAAUUUUGACAAGUACGAUGAAAACGUUGUCGAAGUGUCAGGACUUGACCCUCCAGCACCAUUACUGGCUUUUGAAGAAGCUAACCUCUGUCAGACUUUAAACAUGAACAUUGCUAAAGCUGGAUACUCUAAACUUACUCCAGUGCAGAAGUACAGCAUUCCUAUUAUACUGGCAGGACGGGAUUUAAUGGCAUGUGCCCAGACAGGAUCGGGAAAAACUGCAGCUUUUCUUCUACCAAUUGUGGCCCACAUGAUGAGAGAUGGCGUAACUGCCAGUAGCUUUAAAGAGCAGCAAGAACCGGAAUGUAUUAUUGUCGCCCCAACUAGAGAACUGAUAAAUCAGAUCUUCCUGGAAGCAAGGAAAUUUGUGUAUGGAACUUGUAUCAGGCCUGUUGUGGUCUACGGAGGUACACAAACAGGCCAUUCAAUUCGUCAGGUACUGCAAGGCUGUAAUAUACUAUGUGCCACUCCAGGAAGGCUUCUAGACAUCAUUGGAAGAGAGAAGAUUGGUUUGCAUAAUGUGAAAUAUUUGGUGCUAGAUGAAGCGGACCGCAUGCUUGAUAUGGGUUUUGGGUUAGAUAUGAAGAAGCUGAUUUCUUACCCAAGCAUGCCACCAAAAGACAAACGUCAAACACUAAUGUUUAGUGCCACUUUUCCUGAAGAAGUUCAGAGGCUGGCUGGCGAAUUUUUGAAAACUGAUUAUUUAUUUGUUGUUGUUGGACACGUGGGUGGAGCUUGCAGUGAUGUUCAGCAAAAUAUUCUUCAGGUUCCUCAGUAUUCCAAGAGGGAUAAACUGAUAGAAAUUCUACAAAGCAUAGGUCAUGAACGAACCAUGGUGUUUGUGGACAAAAAGAAAAAAGCAGACUACAUUGCAGCCUUUCUUUGUCAAGAAAAAAUACCAGCCACUAGCAUCCACGGAGAUAGAGAACAGAGAGAGAGAGAGGUAGCUCUUCAGGAUUUUCGUUCUGGAAAAUGUCCAGUUCUCGUGGCAACUUCAGUGGCAGCAAGAGGUCUGGAUAUUGAAAAUGUCCAACAUGUUAUUAAUUUUGAUCUUCCUUCCACCAUUGAAGAGUAUGUACACCGAAUAGGACGAACUGGUCGUUGUGGAAAUACAGGCAAAGCAGUUUGCUUCUUUGAUAACAGUUCAGAUGGCCAUCUUGCACAAUCUCUAGUCAAAGUGCUUUCAGAUGCCCAGCAGGAAGUUCCUGUUUGGUUGGAAGAAAUUGCUUUUGGUUUUCAAGGAGAAAGAGUCUUUACAUCAGUUCAUACCCAAAAGAAUUACAGAGGCAGAGGCAACAUGAACCCAGGAGGAAUGAAGAUGUCGUAUUCUGCAAGUGCAUUUGAGUCAUGGGAUUAAAACUACUUUAAUACCAAACUAAAUUGUAUUCUGUUAUACUUUAUGUUCCUUACUGUUGAGCUUUUGGAACACUUAAUGUUUAAAAGAGCAGCUCAUAUCACAUGCUAAAGCUUUCAGGAAUGUAUAUGUACUCUGUUUUGAUGAACCCAGUGAUGAUUACCACUUAAUGUAGGAAGUCAGAAACAAUUUUUUAGGAAAAACUUUAGGUAUUAAGUGUUAAAACUUUGAGUAACUGUUUGAUGCUUGGUAGCUAGUAUGCUGCUGUAAAAAGAUGGGGAGUUUGCAAGUGGAAAAUAAUAGAUCCCUUGAACUUACUACUUUGUUAUCAAUAUUUUGCAUGGGAAGAUAGUCUUGUGAAGACCUAGUUUGGGAAAGAGCUUUAUGUGAAGGGCUCAUCUAAACUUCGUUUGUUCCUUUUUGUAACAGGUCAGUUAUUGAAUUUGAAUCUAAUGAUGAGAUGACUUAACCUUAAGGAUGUGUUAAACGUCUUGUAAACAGUUACUUAAUAAAAGCUUGAGGAGUGCAUAUUGAUGGUUGCUUCUA
This is a messenger RNA of Gymnogyps californianus (California condor), 2553 nucleotides long. It is a transcript of the gene DDX4, whose product is annotated as DEAD-box helicase 4. Gene Ontology annotation, cellular component: nucleus; P granule. Lineage: Eukaryota; Metazoa; Chordata; Aves; Accipitriformes; Cathartidae. The record is from RefSeq and is a predicted model, not a curated record. The transcript has 19 exons. Bases 1 to 2010 code for a protein of 669 amino acids. Gene Ontology annotation, biological process: cell differentiation; gamete generation. Gene Ontology annotation, molecular function: RNA helicase activity; ATP binding; RNA binding.